CCCAUAGACUUCAAAAACGAAGACAGUUGAGGCCACCAUCCAUUGCAAGCAGAUAAGGAUCAACAUCAAGAGAAGGAAUUAAACUCAAAUAUAUAGCGCAUGCCCUGAGUUGAUUGAAGAGAUCUGCAGCCAAAACUAUACAGAAAAACAGGAAAGGGGAAAAAUCAUGUAUUGGUUGGGAGAUCAAGGGGUGAUCAUCACCCUUCCCAGCCUUGUUUGCCUAUUCGUGAUUCUCUCAACUUUCAUCAUCAACAUCCUUCGCAAACAAUGGUGGACUCCGACUCGCUUACAGAAUCUGAUGGCUUUGCAAGGAAUCAAAGGUCCUUCUUACAGGCUUAUUCAUGGAAACACCAAAGAAGUUUCCAACAUGAAAAAGAAAAGGAGCAGCAGUACAGCCAGUUGUACUCCCUAUACUACUUUGUUCUCGCACAACACAUUUUCUCAAGUUCAACCUCAUAUUCAAUCAUGGACCAAGACAUAUGGGAAGAAUUAUCUUCAAUGGAAUGGUCGUCAACCUCAGUUGGUAAUUACGGAACCUGAGUUGUGCAAAGAGAUACUAGAAAACAGAGAUGGAGUAUUUUUAAAGCCGAUGCCCCCCAGCAAUAUAAUGAAGCUAAAAGGAGAAGGUCUCCCAAGAUCAGUAGGUCCAAAAUGGGAAAAGUUAAGAAAGCUGGCAAACCAUGCCUACCAUGGAGAGAGCUUAAAGAGUAUGACUCCAGCAAUGAUAGUUAGUACUGAAACAAUGCUAGAAAGGUGGGGAUAUUAUGAAGGCAAAGAGAUUGAUGUGUUUGAAGAAUUUAAGUUGUUGACAUCAGAAGUGCUUUCGAGGACAGCAUUUGGCAGUAGCUACUUAGAAGGAUUAAGCAAUUUUGAGAAGACAAUAAAGUUAUUCUCCUAUAUGUACAAGAGCUCUUUCAAACUCAGGCUUCCGGGCAUCAGUAAGAUUUUCAAAACCAGCGAUGAGGUCAAAUCAGAGAAGCUUGAAAAAGAAAUAUGCGAAACCCUACUAGAUAUUGUUAAGAAACGAGAAAAGAAGGCAAUGACAACUGGAGGAGAAGAUAACAACUUUGGGAGUGAUUUGUUUGGAUUUCUGUUAAAGACUUGUCAUGAUUCGAGUGACAAAAACAGGAUUUCACUUGAGGAUUUGGUGAACGAGUGCAAGACGUUUUGCUUUGCCGGACAAGAAACCUUAUCUCUUCUUACUUGGACUAUUUUCCUUCUUGCACUCCAUACGGAUUGGCAAGAGGAAGCCAGAAAGGAGGUCCUAGAAGUAUUUGGCAAACAAGCUCCAAAUCCUAAUGACAUUUUCAAGCUAAAAACUAUGAGCAUGAUCAUCAACGAGUCUCUAAGAUUAUAUCCUCCCCUUCUUUCCCUAGUAAGGAAGGUUGAUAAGGAAGUUAGAGUAGGAAACCUUAUUGUCCCUGCUGAUGUUGAAUUGCUCAUCCCAAACCUAGCAUUCCACCAUGAGCCACAACUUUGGGGGCAAAAUGUACAACUAUUCAAACCGGAGAGGUUCUCAAAAGGGGUUGCUGAAGCUACAAGGAACAACAGAGCCGCAUUCUUACCCUUUGGAAUGGGGUCUCGAACUUGUGUGGGCUUCAACUUUGCGACAACAGAGGCAAAGAUUGUUGUGUCAAUGAUUCUACAACGCCACACCAUCACCAUUUCCCCGACCUAUGUUCAUUCGCCUCGCGAUUUUAUUACAGUUCAACCAGAACAUGGUGUUCAAGUAGUCCUGCACUCACUAUGAAAUGUAAAUUGUAAUUAAAUUAGGAGAUUCAUGUAAUAUAUUUGUAAUUGAAUUAGUAGAUCGAUUACAUAGAAUUACUUACCUAGUUAGUAUCUCUACCCAACCUUUAUCUUUGAUUUCAAUUUAUAUUGUUUGCUGCUAUAUAUAUAUGUACUUACUGUGUUAUAGGAUUGCAAUGAUUUACGCAUCCUAACUCAAGAUCAUAAUAAAUAUCAAUCAUAUAU
Messenger RNA from Rosa chinensis, 1974 nucleotides. Its product is annotated as cytochrome P450 CYP749A22-like. Lineage: Eukaryota; Viridiplantae; Streptophyta; Magnoliopsida; Rosales; Rosaceae. Gene Ontology annotation, molecular function: iron ion binding; monooxygenase activity; oxidoreductase activity, acting on paired donors, with incorporation or reduction of molecular oxygen. The coding region runs from base 167 to 1750 and encodes 527 amino acids. The record is from RefSeq and is a predicted model, not a curated record. The transcript has 5 exons.